This is a messenger RNA of Hydractinia symbiolongicarpus, 16960 nucleotides long. RefSeq lists its product as uncharacterized. Gene Ontology annotation, cellular component: nucleus; transcription regulator complex. The coding region runs from base 6604 to 7404 and encodes 266 amino acids. Lineage: Eukaryota; Metazoa; Cnidaria; Hydrozoa; Anthoathecata; Hydractiniidae. The transcript has 2 exons. Gene Ontology annotation, biological process: regulation of transcription by RNA polymerase II. The record is from RefSeq and is a predicted model, not a curated record.
UUUUUUAUCUUCUGAAAGCUUUACAUUUUUGUAAUAUUUGUUUUCUGUUUGUUUUCAAUGUUAACCUAAAUAUAUUGUCACGUUUUUUAGCCACGUACUAGAUCUUAAGACACCAGUUUUAGGAUUUUUGGCUAGAAACGAAGAUUUUGCUACCUAGCUAGCUAUCUAGCCAUCUAGAUCCAUACUUAUUACUAUUCUGUAUGGUAUAAGACCUUUUUAUCCUAGCCAACAUUUAAUUUAAUGUUGAGGCUGUAGCCAUUUAGCUAUAGCUCCUAUAUUUGGCUAAAAAGUGAGAGCAUAAAAAUGCAGUUUGGGUGCAACAAUAUUCUUAAACAAUAAUUCUUAUGCUAAAUGUAAUAGCUAGGUAGCUAUAGCUAUAUACAUCUUUUAUUAUUUUCCUGAAAACCUUUUUCUGCAAAUAAAAUGGCUGAGCGAUUGUUUUAGCUGGACUUGCAACAACAGGCUGUGUUUUUAUUUAACCCGAAGUUGCAAUGUCUUUUUUCGGAAAAGGGUAUUACCCCUAUAGGCCUGUUCAACUUUGGUUAACUGUACUAAGCGCUUAGCCUGUUAACAACAGACUGUUUUUUUUUGGAAGAGCCUGUUGCACACCUAUGUGCAUGUGCAACGUGGUUUACCUAUACUAAGGGUCAGCCCACUGUAACAAUUAAUUUUUAAACUUUCUCGGAAAUCACGCCUGUACGGUUGUGCAACGUGGUUUACCUGGACUAGCCGCUCUGCUGGUUUUAACAAUGGACUGUUUCUUGUGUUGUGUUUUUUAUUUAAACAGAGGCUGUGAUAAAUGUAUUUUCAAAAGUGUAUUAUCCCUAUACGCCUGUGCAGCACUGUUUAACUGUACUAAGCGCUCAGCCCGGUGUCACGAUUAAUUUUUUAACUUUCACAAAAAAUUAUUCCGCACAAUAAAAUAAUAUUGACUGAUUGUUUUUGCUAUGACAGGGUAACAACGGUAUGUAAACUCUUUUUUUAUUUCAGCUAUCGUUGCUGGAAAGUUAUUUUUUAAAAAUAUGUUACAGUCCCAACACUAUAAUUGUAUAUGCGCUUCACAUGAUUUACAACAUCUGUACUAAAGCGCUCCACCUGAUUGUGUGGCACUUUACCACUCUUACUAAGCGCUCCACAGAGUGUUCAACGCAUGGUCACACCUUGACUUGUGGCUUACCCCGGCGUUUCGAAGCCAGGUUUCCUGGCUAGUCUCUAUAAUAAUAGCUGUAUUUUGUCUGUUCAAAAGGGUUACCAAUGUUCCUUUGAUCUUUCCGCAAAUUUUUAAUCGGAAAUCUUAUGAUUGAUCAAAAUAAAUUACAGAAAUUAAUUUUUUUCCUUACACAAUUUAAAGGGAUCCCAUGGUACUUUUACAAGUUGGACUUACCUGAAAGAUUUUCAUAAGAAAUUCCUAAUGACAUAUUCACUCUUUAUUAAAAGUUCAUGUAACCCCAGAUAUCGUUUUUUAAAUAUUUGUUUUUCUUGCCGCCUUGAUGACCGCUUCGAUCUUCUUGUUCGUUAAAAAUUUCAAAUGAAAUGAAAUGAAAAUGAAAUGAAAUAAACAUAUAUUUCAGUUUACUAGGAGAUAAAUAUACAUUAUUAAUUAAAAAUUUUUGCCCUAGUAAACCCUGGAAACUGCCAAAGUUAGCAGAGCUCGAAGUAUGACAGCCACCGUGGACAAUACAAAACACACAACUUACACAGACAACACUACAAAACAAGACAGACAAGCGAAAAAAUGUGAAAAAUAUUGCAAUUGCAAAUCCCAAGAAAAAAGUGGUGUGAAAGUGAUUGUGAACAAUAGUAAUUUUAGGUAUAUAUAAAUUAAACAUAAUUAGACAACAAUGUAUGCUUUAUUAGAGAUUUAAGUCUAUGCAAAGGGAGAUCUAAAAGUCUUAUUUCAGGUAAGGUAUUCUGACAACUAGACCAUGAUAUGACACUUUGAUGCCUAAUGGAUUUCAAACCAAAUGCAGAAGUACGAACAGCACGCAAAUUUAUAAGGCCUAGGCUGUUAGCACGAGUAUUAUGAGAGUGAGAGAAGUCAAUUGAAAAGGUACCAAUCAGAGGAACAGGUAGAUUGUUGUGAAGUAAAUUAUAAAUAAAUAAUACAUUUUGCAGUUUCACAGUAUCUGUGAAUUUAAGGAUGCCUAAAUCUUUAUAAUAUUGGUUUGCAUUUGUUCUAUGGUUGGCAAAAUUCAUAAGACGUAAAGCACAAUUUUGAAGGACAGUGAUUCGGUUCACUUGUAAACUUAUGGACUGACCCCAGACUUGGAGCAAUAAUUUAGAUUUGAGUGGAAAGAGCAUUAUAAACUGACAGAAGAACAUCCAUUGGCACAUAAUGUCUUAUUUUUGCAAUGAUUCCAUUAACCUUUUUCAAUUUGGUUACAACUGAAUUAAUCUGGGACUUCCAUCCUAGGUUAGAAUCAAGCAGUACACCAAGAUAUUUUAUAGUUUCACUAGGAAAAACCUUUUGACAUAGAAAGCUUAACUUCACAGUUAAAGGGUUUAGAGGGAUGUCUAAAGAGUAUAUAUUCCGUUUUACUAGCAUUAAGAGAUAUUUUGUUAGCACUGAGCCAGUGCCAGAGGAAUCUAAGAUCAAGAUUGACUUUUUUGACGAGGGAUUUCAAUGAGGGAUUAAAGUGCAGCAAGUUUGUAUCGUCAGCAAAGUGAUGAAAUAAGGAAAAUUUUAUUGCUUCGUGUAAGUCAUUAAUAUAGAGCAAGAAAAGAAGUGGGCCAACUACAGAUCCUUGAGGAACACCAUGCUUCAUAAAUACCUUAUUGAGAAAAUACCUUUAAUGGAGACAAACUGAUCACGGUCAGAAAGAUAGGAUUUUUAAUAAAUUUAAGACAUUACCUCUAACGCCAUAAUGAAACAAUUUUUUCAAUAAGAUUUUAUGGUCAACAGUACGAAAGCUUUUUGGAGAUCUACGAAAAUUCCACAAACAUAAUUACCUUUGUCUAGGUUGUCAGCAAUUUUUUGAAUCAUGUUAAGCAAAGUUUGUGAAGUGGAAUAGUUUUUUCUGAAGCCAAACUGUUGUGAAUAUAGGACCUUGUUUUUGUUAAGGAACUUAUAAAGUCUAUCAUGAAUCAGUUUCUCAAAAAGUUUGUCAAUAUUUGAUAACAAUGAGAUUGGUCUAUAGUUUGUGCAGUCGAGUUUGGAUUCUUUCUUGUGAAUAGGGAUGACUUUAGUUAAUUUAAGUUGAGUUGGAAAAACACCUAAGGUAAAUGAGAGAUUAAUAAUUUUAGAUAAGGGACAAGCAAUUUCAUUUUUAAUAAGACUCAAAACAUUAUAAGGAAUACUUGAUGGACCACUGGACUUUUUAGAGUUUAUAGUAGAUAAAUAUUUCAAAAUCUCCUCUGGAGUGGUGGGUGACAGGAACAUUGAAUUGGGUACACUGUUUUUUAGAAACUGACUAAAGUUUUUAGGUGUGUGAGGAAUUUUCUUGCGAAGGUUUGUUGCGACAGAAGAAAAAAAGUUGUUGAAAGUAUUGGCUACAGUUAGGGGAUCUGUGGUUAUAGAUUUAUUAAUGUUAAGUGAGAUUAAAUUAGAUUCAUUGCGACUACUAGAAGAGAUUAAUUAUACCUUUCCAGAUGUUAUUCUGGAUGUUUUUUUUGAAAUAAUCAGAAUAGUAAUUCUUCUUACUGGUUCGACACAAGGAUACAAUCCUAUUACGAUAUCUUUUAUAUCUUUUUUGGAUGUUAGACUUAAUGAUAGGUUUUUUGCACACAUAAAAGAUUUAUAAAGUUUGUCACGGAUUUUCAUGGAUUUUAGAAUACCUUUGGUCAUCCAAGGAUUUUGUGGUUCAGUUUUUGAUUUUGUUGAUAAUAUAGUUUUAUAUGGAACAUGGAUAUCCAAAAUGGCUUUGAAGAAAUUGUUAAAAGAUGUGUUAACAUCUUUAUCACCUGUACAAAGUACAUUUUCCCAAUUUAAUGCAGAGACUUCAUUUGAGAAAUUGGUUUCGUUAAAUUUAGACCAGUCUCUCACUUUCAGUUUUUGUGGCUUAGACUUUUCAUUAGUUCCAUUGAUAAUAAGGAACUGAGGCAAGUGAUCAGAGAUGCAUGUUAUAACAUUACCAGAAAUAGUGUUCAAUUCAUCAAGGGUAGUGAAAAUAUUAUCUAUGAUAGUUUGACUUGACUCAGUCACUCUAGUAGGCAGGACGAUAUGAGGAAAAAGUCCAAAAGAAUUAAUAAUAUCUAAGAAAUUUGUUGCAUUAGUAUUAGUAUUUACUUGCAUAAUAUCGAUGUUGAAGUCACCCAUCAGUGUCAGAGAUUUUUUUUCAAGCGAGAUUUUUUCCAGGAGAGGCAUUAAAAUAUCAUUGUUGAAGAUCUCAACAGGCAUUUUAGGAUGUCUGUAGAUACAACCUACAACAACAUUUUUUCGGUUUUUGCGAAUGACUUCAAUAAAUUUAGAUUCUACUUUAAGCGACCUAUAGGCAAGUUUAUCUAGAUCAACACGAGUGGUAUAAUUAAGACUGUUGGAUACAUAAAGUAAUGCUCCCCCCUUUUCUCCAUCACAUGGAGUGUGCUCAAUUGUAUAAUUUGAAAGUGAAACAUUACUUGGGAUGAUUUUAUCUUGGAAUUUUGUUUCAGUUAUACCAAUGAUAUCGAAAGCAAAUUCAAGGUUUUGGAGGAGAGGUUUAACUCAUCAAAAUGCAGACUCAGAGAUGCUAUAUUCAUGUGAAAAAAAGAAAGAGCUUUCAUGUUGUCCAACUUUAAUGAUGUAAAUUCGUCUGUAUCAUAGUACCUACAGUUGACACCCUCAACACCCAUAUUUUCUUGUACAGUCUCGUAAAAGUUAUUGAGAUCAUUCGUGCGGGACAAAAAAGAUUUUAGUUUAGUAUUUUUUGCAGAACUGGAAUUUGAAAAGUCAGGAGGAGAGGUAGUACUCAUGUUAGUAGAGUCGUCAGAGAAAACAUUUCCUGGGGGAAGAACAUUUCUAAGGCAUUUUUGACAGGCCCAGUUAAAUGGUGAGUCUUGGAGCAGAGUAUAUUCACUAGCUGUAAUGUUGUUACAUUUGGUAUGAGACCAUAAUUUGCAGAGAUCACAAAAUACUGCAGUAUGGUUGUCAUUCACUUAUUUUCCACACACACUACAAGGGAAAGGGAUUGCAAGGCACAUUUUUCACACACAAACUAGACACAAGGGAAUAGCAAUACAAAACAAUACUAAAGGGCAUGAAAAAUAAGCAUUGUAAGGAUGAUAUAAAAAAUAUAAAAGUUAACAACAAUAUUGGAAACAACUUAAAUGAUAUUAGCAAAAACAAAAGAGAACAGAAAUAUUACGAUCGUACAAUCGUGUUUACACCGCCAUUUUGGAAUGCACACUAGAAAUAACAUAGUCUCGCUUGUAAAUAAGACUAAAAACAACAACGGCUGCGCUUAUUUGAUUAUGUUUUCAAGAAUUCGAAUACGAAAUCAGGAAACAAAUCUUUUAGAACAUCUUCAUGGUCUAUGUCGAUAAAAAGAUUGUCUUGGUUUACUUUUAUUUGAACCAUCCCGUUCUUGGUUCUCAAUUUGCUGAUCUUGUUGCUUUUAAAAAGUCUAUUACAUCUUCCACGAAUUUUUCUAUUUAGCGGACAAAGACUUUCGUUGAUGUACACCUUAUUUUCGGGAAUUUCUUUUAGUAAAUUUUUCUUGCUAAUUAUCUUAUUUACAGUCUUCCGAUUGGAAAAUUUAACGAUAACUGAAUUUCUCUUUCCAAUUCUGUGACAGGCUUGUAUGUCUGUUUUCGGUUCGAUGUUUACGCCGAUAUCGUUAAGAAUGUUACUGACCUUGUCCUCUAACUGACUAUCUUCAAUCAUUUCGUCAAUUCCGGCGAAGUCGAUACAUUCUCGUCGGCUGUAUUGCUGUGACUUAAGAAGAUCAGUUUCGAGACUUUUAAUUCUGGUUUGUAGAUUGUUAGAUGUUGUUUGUGAGACAGCUAAGUGUGAUUCUAGGAUUUCAAUCCGUUUUUCCAUCUUUCUUGUUAUUUCAAGUAUUUCUGUAACCUUUUCAUUUUCUUUUUGAUUGCUCAAGAAGAGAUUAAUAAUUUCUUUCUUGUUUAAUUGCUGCAGUUGCUGCUCAGUAAACAUUUUAAGAUUAAAACGCCCUUUUAGUAUUUUCUGUAUUUUGGCUAACUUGAUCCAGACAUCCGUUCACCUUGACGGCCAGAUACAGGCUAGCUCCAGUCCUUUCUAGUGACACGUGACCCUAUUACGUAGUAUUUCAGUAGCGCUCUCAAAUUAAUGACUUUUACUCGCUAUUAUUAAUGACUUUCAUAGCCAAAAAUAAUUAAUAACUGUGGCAACAAAGUUAAAAAAAUUCUAUGUACAUUUCACAUUGACCUCUGUGCUAAUGAUUGUUUUUUUAAAAAAAUAAUUCAACAUAAAGGCCAAUAUCCACACACGGAAAACGUUCCGCGGACCGGACCGGAUCAAACGAAAACAAAGCUUUGCGCAUGCUCAUUGUUAGUUCAUUGCGCAAUCAAAACGGAAAAUUGUCCGGUCCAGAAGCCAGAAGAAAGUUGAAAUGUUUUCAACUUUUUUUCUGAUCCGCGGAGCGACUAGCAUUUUUGACCAAUAACAAGCUACAAAAAAAUAAUCACGUGAUAUCAACAAACCACCAGAGCAUGCUCAAAUCAAAAAUGGCGCAGCAACAAACAGCAGAGCAGCAUGCUGCUAUGGAAGAUGAAAAUGCAGCACAAAUGCUAAGUUAUGCUUGGCAAUUACAACAACUUGGUCGGUUUAACAUAAGCAUGGCUAACGAUGAAGCGUCUCAAGCUCCCACAGUUCCUCUGAGUUUCCAGCGAAGACAUAUAUCAAACCCUAACACUUCAUCAUCAUCAAGCAACAACAACAACAACAACAAUGUCUUGCUGUUGUCAUCACCAGAAUCUACUGCAACUUUUACCACCCCUUCUUUAGCACCUCAAAUUCAGACUGAGGUUGAUAAGGGUGACGAGGAAGUCGAUUCUAACUUUCUUGAAGUGUCACUUGCUUCUAGAAUUGUGGAUAUAAUGCCUAGCUAUCCUUGUCUGUGGAAAACUAAUCAAAGGUCAUACAAAGAUAUUAACAAAAAAGAUCAAGCCUGGACUGAAAUAUCAUUAAAGCUGGGGGCAUCUGUUGAAAAAAUCAAAUAUGAUUGGUCAAAAAUACGAGAAAAUUAUCGCAAGUGCUUGAAAAAGAGAGACGCGAGAACGAAAUCUGGUGCAGGAUAUGACAAGCUGCCCACUUGUAAUUUUUUUAACGAACUUAGAUUUCUGUCAGACUCAUUGAGCAACAAGGUAACAGAUAGCAACAUUUUAAACAGUGAUAGUGGUAGUGUGAUUGAUGUAGCUAGCAGCGAAACCAGUGAAGUUUCGGAUGAUGUUAUAAUAUCGAACAAAUGUAAAAAAAAAAAAGGAGUAAUGAUGAUGCUCAAAUUAGUUUAAUUGAUGCUGCUCUCCUUCAAACGUUAAACAAAGUAAACGAGAAACCGAAUGCAAGACGUGAAGAGACAGAUCCCGACACUCUGUUUUGUUUGAGUUUAGUGUCAUCCUUAUCAGCAUUAACACCACAACAAAAUGCUCUAGCUAAGCUGAAGCUUCAGCAGGUACUUUAUGACAUUAAGUAUGCUGCAUAGAAAGACACGUAAACAAACUUUGUUCUUAUUGCUUUUGUUUUGUGUACAUAUUUACAUCCUUGUAUUAUAUAUAAAUAUAUAUGUCGUUAAUUGUCUGCAUCAAAAUCAUCAGAAGUCUUAUGUGUGUAUUCCCAUUGCCAAGGUACUGAUCCAAUUUGAGAGUUAAAAUAAUCACAGAAUUUAUCUCUUACAACUUUUGCAUCAUUUGUAUAAUUGUUAGAUCCUACUCUUGGUAUGUCUACUAAGCCUUUAUAUCCAUCAAUUUCUUGUCGCCAUUGACCCUGCCUUGUUUUUGUAUCUGCUAAGCCGGGGGGACAAUACCCAUUGUCAUAGAUUAAAAAAUUAUGCAAAGACACAGCUGCCUUUGUGACAAUUUUAACAUUUUCAGGCGAACUGAUAAUUGGUCUUCUGAACAACCUAAACCUUGAUGCCAUAAUUCCAAAAGAGUUUUCAAUAACUCUUCUAGCUCGCGAAAUCCGAUAAUUACAUAUUCGUUUUGUAUCAUCUAGCACAGCUCGUGGGUAUGGCUUUACUAAAUUUACUUUCAGGGGAAAAGCUUCGUCCCCAACUAUAACAUAAGGCACGACUUGUGAACUAUGAGGUAAAGGACAAGGUGCAGGGAAGUUUAAUGAAUUACUGGUAAUGGCCUGACCAAUAUUGCUAGCUGCAAAAACGCUACCAUCGCUUUCUCUGCCACUGUCCCCAAUGUCAACUAACGUAAAUUCGUAUCUAGAGUUACAGAUAGCCAUCAGCACAAUACUGUGCGUUUUCUUGUAAUUAAAGUACGAUGAUCCUGAGCGCGGGGGUGCUUGCAUAACAAUGUGUUUUCCAUCAAUUGCACCAACACAAUUUGGAAAGUUCCAUUCCUGUUCAAACCCCUCGGCAAUUUGUAACCAUUCUUCUUCCAAAUUUGGUGCUUUUAUGUAGUCGUGCUCGAGUAAUUUUUCCCAAAUUGCCUCGCAUGUUUCUUUAAUAAUUCGUCCUACUGUCGAAAUUCCUACGCGAUAGCUACUUGAAAUUGUAACGUGAGAAUCACCAGUUGAUAAGUAUCUUAGUGUAAUACACAAUCUUUCAGAAGGACCUAUGGGCUCACGUGCUGCAGUAGUAGAUUUCGUUAUAAAUGGGGCUAUGAGGUUGAGAAGUUCUUCGUAUCUUGUAGGAGACAUACGAAACUGUUUGUAAAAAAAUUCAUGAUCAUGGAUCCUAAGUUCUUGAAUUAAUUGAUGAUAUUCUCCUUUCGCCUUUCUUUCCAAAAAUAUUUGUCUUACCCACAUCCUAUGUUUACGCUUAUGUAAAUGUGUUACUUGCAGUUGACGUUUUUUAAUUAGAAGAACUAGAAGAAGCACAUGGUUUUCAUCCAUGUUGUUAUUAUUGUCGUAGCAACGUAAAAACUAAUUUUCGUUCUUCGACGUACUGGAACGGAACGGACUGGAACAGAUUUUUAUCGUUAUCCGGUCCGGUCCGUGGAACGUUUUCCGUGUGUGGAUAUUGGCCUUAAUAUCCUAGCCGUCUAAGCAAUAAAACAAAAAAAAUAAUAUAUUAACAGCAGGUGUGUGCAUGAUUUCUUUUAUUUUAAAUUUUAAAGAAUCUAUUUCAACAAACAACAAACAGGUUGUAAAAAAUAAUAAUCUAUAACCUGUUGACUUAGGUGGGGUAUGAUGCUCAAGUGAGUAUAAUAUUGCCAACCUUGUUCUCAACAAUCCUUGGGGACGAGGUUGCCUAAGUUACUCAGUAGAUGGAUAUAUUUUUAAUAAACAAUAUUAAAAAAUUAAUAGAAAAGAAUACUACUUUAAUUCUUCCCACGAUACAGAAAGACCCAGAAAUCACUGUGUAAUUAUAGUUUGUUUUUAUGAUAUUCUUCCAAUAUGUAGUGCGAACAUCAACGUAGUCUAGUAAACUAAAUUCAUCAUUUUUCCCUUUUGCGAUAGCACGCUGCAAGACAGACAUCGAAACGCGAGAGCAGAAAAGAGAGACAGGUAUCCUGUCUUCGUCAACGCUGCUCUGCACCUCCAUGAUUAGACAAACCCUCAUUAUUCGCCAUUUUUAGCGUCGAUAUAUAUAGCUAUAUUCAUACUUAUUAGAAUACUCGUGGCAGCUUCUAAAUUUAAUCAAACUACAUUGGUGACAAACUAUUUUUAUUGAUGCAGUUGAAGCGCAAAAACUAACUGUUUUUUGCUAAGAGUUUGUUUUUCCUGCAUUGCCGUAGGAGGCAACUGAACUAUGUUCUGGAAAAACAAAUACUUUUUUUCGCUGUUAUAUCUUCGGCUAUUUUUUACACAUCUAAUCGCACAAUACCUAGGAACUUUUUAUGUGCGAUUUUACCACGUCAAAUAAUUGCCAACGCGAAGGUACUUCUUUUGAAAAUAUGUCGGUAAUUACCUCGGCAAAUGCUGAGUGCCGUAUCAAAUUACAAAGGUUGUUACCGUCCUUAAUCCUAUUCGUGCUGGAGGGGGAAGGGUGAUGCAGCCCCCUCUCCCUUUCCUCUUCAACUAUUUCCAUAACUUUUUAUAGGCUUAUAGUCACACCUUGAUAUUUUAUUCGCCUUCCACAAUAUAUCCUUUUGAAAUAAAAACCAUACACAAAUGUGUGACAUGUUGAAUAAUCAGUAACUUUCACCAACUGUGUCUCAAAUAAAAAGUCCUUUGAAAUAAAAACUGUGCACAUUUUAUUUUUCGUUUGAUUGCUCAGCUAUGUGAGAACAUAUGCGGAAUUAUUUCUAUUUUUUUCGUAAAAACUUUAUGCAGAAUUAUUUUAAUUUAUUUUUAAAAAAAUAAUUGUUCGUAGAGAGCUUUCGUUUCACCGCACGAAGGUAAUGUUCUGGCUAUGCAGUCAGUAAUAAUUAAAGCGCUACCGAAAUAAUACGUAACAGGGUCAUGUGCCACUAAAAAGCACUGGAGCUAGAAUGAAAAUUUUUAACGAAGAAGAAGGUAGAAGAUAACCAAGAUGGCGGUCAAGCGACGAGAAAAAAAAUAUUUAAAAAGCUAUAUCUGGAGUUACAUGAAGUUUAACAAAAAGUAAAGUCAACAAAAAGUCCAAAUUGUAAAAGUACCUUGGGAUCCCUUUAAUUAAUUUAAUUGAUAAACCUCUAAUUUAAUAAACAAAUUAAGUGAUUAAAAUUAAUUCAUUAUUUAAAUGCGCCAUUUUUAAUAAUAAUUUACCCCGUGACCUUAAUCGCCGAUUCCGCUCAGGAGCCACAGAAAACAAAUAGGAUGGUUUAACUGACAGUUUAACUGACUUAUACCAAUCAAAACGCCUAAUUCUUUGAAAAACCAAUCCAAGACUUUCACGGCCUAGACAUGCCAACGAAGAAACAUGAUGUCCAUUUUAGUUUUUAAAGUAAUGGUGGUCAGUGUUGUUUCUAAGUCUGUUUCACCUUUUUGUCUUCUAUAAGCUUUUUAUAUUUGUAUUAUUUGUUUUUUUUAUGUUCUAAAAUGUGAAGAUAAAUAUAUUGUCACGUUUUUAAGCUACGUACAGAUCCUAAACGCACCAGUUUUAUGAUUUUUGGCUAGGAACGAAUAUUUUAAAGGCUAGCUAGCUAAUAGCCUUACUUUUUACUAAUUUUGUUUGGUAUAAGAGAUUUUUCUCCAACUUAACAUUUAUUUUUAUGUCGAGGAUGUAGCCACUUAGCUAUCUCAUAUAUUUACCUAAAAAGUGAGAGUAUAAAAAUUCAGUUUGGCUAUCAAUAUCGCAAUAUUCUCAGCAAUAAAUCUUAUGCUAAAUGCAGUUUAACUAGCUAGUUACAUCUUUAAUUAUUUUCCUUAAAAAUGUUUUUGCAAAUAAAAUGGCUGAGCAAUUUGGAAAAGGCUGUUACGCCUAUGCUGGUCAGCCUCAGCCCACUGUGACAAUUAAUUUUUAAACUUUCUUGGGAAUCACGCCUGAACGAAUGUGCAACAAUGCUAAUCUGGACUAACUGCUUAGCCCUAUGCUAGCGAAGGACUGUUUCUUGUGUUUUCAUUUAAAUAGAGUCUGCAAGAACGUUUUUUUCAAAAGGGUAUUAUCCCUAUACACCUGUGUAACACUUUUUAACUGUACUAAGCGCUCAGUCCAGUGUCACGAUUAAUUUUUUAACUUUUACAAAAACUUAUUCCGCAAAAUAAAAUAAAAUUGACCAAUUGUUUUUGCUAUGACGGAAUCACAACAGUUGUAAACUGUGUUUUAUUUCAGCCUUUGUUGCGGGAAAGUUAUUUUUGGUGAAUGGUGUGCGCGCUUCACUUGAUUUACGACAUACUGCAGACCUGUACUAAAGCGCUUCACCUGACUGUCGCACAGUUUGCAGUUCUUUUUAAGCGUUCCUUAGGGCAUUCAACAAAAGUUACUUGUGGCUCAUCACGGCGUUUUGACGCCGGGUUUUCCGGUUAUCUAUAUUUUAAUAUAGGUCUGUCCGUCAUGCAAAAUGUUAGCUUAGCCGCGCAAGUAACGAAACGCACGCAAUGCUGUAUAAGAAGGACGAGCGAACCCGUGGAUUUUUCCACGGGCUAACGAGUAGUUAUUAUGUAAGAUUGUUAUUUAUAAAUCACACAAAACAGAAUAGUCUGAAUGUAAAAAAAUUGAUAUUGCAAAAUUUCUACUUUUUCAGUUUUAUAACUAUUUAGAUUAUUGAAAAAGUCAAGCGAAAAAUAAGUCUCCACAAUCCGUACUGAAAAUAAAAAGAUUUGUUUUUAUAUCCAUGCGACUGUUAAAACGUUGUAUUCAUUCAACCAGAACCCAAAUUUACAACGUAGCCGUACGACGGAAACAACGGGCGCGUUAUUGACGUACAUGUAGCUUUUUUCUUUAAGCAAUGAUGAGUGCUGUGUGCUUUGUGAGUCCAGUCCUAGGUGAUUUCAGAAGCGAAGGCAGAAUCUUUAAAAUCGCCCUGGAAGAUAGAUAGAGACGGCCCAAUACAUGGACGCGCGAGGUCGAAGAUUAAGUUUUUAAAUUCGGGGUUUUAGAAUUUGUUAUUAUCGGGAAAACCAAUAAGGAUGAGUUUUCAUGUCAUGAACAAGCGAGUUUGUUAUGCCCCACUUUGUAAUAAUUCCCCCACUUUGUAAUAUCUACCCCACUUUGUAAUUUUCUUGCCCCACUUUGUAAUAACUGCCCCACUUUGUAAUAACUUUUGCCCCACUUUGUAAUUUCGGAGCUGCCCCACUUUGUAAUAAUGUCUUGCCCCACUUUGUAAUUUUCGAUUUUUCGCAUGCUGACCAAUAUGCAAUUUUUAUGACGUCAUCUUUUGUUAUGUUAUCGGUGUUCUGGAUGCUCUGUCUUGUUAUUUGCAAUGAAACGCGUGUCACACGUUAGUAGAAUGAUUACUUUUAAUUUUUAUUAGCAAGCGUUGUAACAUUACAUGCACUGGCUUUCUUUUUGUGAAAAAAUGUACUAGCUGAAGUGUUUUCAUACCAUAACAUAACAGAAAUAUAAUACAAGCAGUAGGUAAUGUGUUUUUUGCAUAACAUAAGAAAUAAACUUGCAGCAAUCUUAACAUAACAUGCAGACUAAUCAGUUCGAGGAUUUCAACGUGACCUGUUUUACAGCAAGCAAAGUGUCACCUCGGGUAUAUCUACAAAUCAAACUCAGGUAAAAAAGCACUACUUCUAAAUAGAAUGAAAGAAAGAUAAAAAAUGUGAACAAAGAUACGACAAUUUCUACCUGUGUGAUUUAUUGGAAGCAAUUUACUUGUCAAAAAACAUUAGAACGUAAACGAAGACUAUCGAAAAUAAAAGCUGGAAUGAAUAAAAGACUAAAAAUCACUUCUUCGAUUUCCACACAAUGCUUUCUAUUAUAUACCAACCAUAGGCCAGCAGUUGUAAAUUUAGCCAUGCCGUGUUCCAUUUCGGAUGGUUCAGGAUGGCAUUCAGCUCUAUCACCAUUCCAGAGAAUGAGCCGGCACUUUUACAAUCCUUUGCAUGCCCACCCGGAUUGAAUUUGAUGCUAUUCUAGCUUUUUUUUUGUGGAAGGAUCUUUUUAUACGGUACGUAAACUCUUGGCAAAAAUUUGCGUAAUUUUUCGGAAUCAUGAACAAUUUUCCAAAAUUUACAUACGUUUCGCAAGUGUGCAUAUGUGGCAACGAUAUGCGAGGGGACAAUUGUAAUCGCUGCAUUGCAAUACUAACAUCAAGAUCAUUUCUAUAAUUUCUGGUGGCAAAUCAUCGAAGUUGAAAUUGCGAACUAAAGUUUGAAUAAAAUAUAUAUGCUAUUGUUUUUGUUACAGGAUAACAAUACAAAAUGAUACAAUAACGAAUGUGCUUCCCUUCCCGUGUCCAGUAAGAUAAGCUUGGACUUCUAAUUGAAUGUCUGAGCCUCAUAGGCUUUCUUGUGUCGCGUUGUGGACGAUCUAGGGGAAAUUAUUAUACCAAAAGUUAAGUUGAAUAAACUCAGAAUUGAAUUUUAAAAUAUGGAAAAUAAGACUAUUUACCAUUCUUUUCACUUUAUAGGUAAAACACAGUGACUGAUAAGAUUUUAUUGAACACACAAAAGAGUUUCGAUACUUUCUUACCUAAAGUGACAGUCCCUCCUUCGCUACCUUCAUCUGUCUCAUUUUCCUCUUCCCUGUUUUCUAAUGCUUUAUUAACCUCUUCUCUCCUUUCAAAUGUUUCGUUAUCCUCUUCGCCAGUGUUCUCCACAUUCUUCGGCAAAAUGUUCUAAUGUUAUUCUAUUAAAAGGGCAAAAGUCUGAUGGUGUUAUGGUAAAUUGAGCUUCAGGUCCCAGGGUUGAGAUAAGCGUUAUUUCGAUGUUAUAUAGCUCAGAGGCAGUUCUUAACGUUAGCUCAUCACUAUAUGUCCCAUUUGAAAACAUUCUGUUUAAAUAUUCACUAAACGGUUUCUCAACGCACAUUUCGAGUGGCCACCCUUCACUAUCAUAUCACAUCUGAAAAUACCAUAUAGAGUCAGCGCAUGCGCUAUAGCACUAAAUUGGCAAUUUCCAUCACCAAAGGGGUUGUAUGAAACGGAAUACCCUUGAUCUUGAAAAACAUCAAAUGAUCUUGCUUUGUAAGUGGUACUAACAAAUUCUUUUGAUAUAAUUUUUGUUGUUCCUUUGAAGUUGCUUCAGACUUUUUCCAUUUUUCUUCCAUUUAUGACAUUUCUUGAAAUCUGCAAUGUCCUGCACCAGAAAUCAUUCGGCCUCUUUCCAGUCAGUCUUUGGUGAUUUAAAUUCCACAAAAUACCUAUUUUUGUAUUUACCCACCUUCAACACUUUUCCAUGCAGAACUAAUCGAUGCUUGGGUGCUUUUUUACCUUUUUGUUUUUCUCCAUGUCUGACCAACACUUCAUCGCCGAUAUCAUACUUGACUUAUGAGAUCGUAUGAUAUCUUUUUUCGUAAAGUUCUAUGCGAUCUUUCUACUUUCCCUUGUGAUUGAGGGUGGUAAGGUCUGCUUUUAAUCAUUUUUAUUUUUUCCCCUGACAAUACAUUUGAACUGAUCCAUAAAACUCUUUACCCUGGUCACUUUCUAAAAUACUAGGGGUCCCAUGUAAAUUGUAAAUUUUCUCAAGCUCCAUUCUAACCUUGCUUGCAUGUUUUGAAGUCAGUGGUACUAACCAGUGAAAGCCAGAAAAGACAUCGAGUAAGGACAGUACAUAACGAUACGUUUUUCUUUGAUAUUCAACUUACAUAUUUUUCAUGUCGACCAGAUCGAUUUGAUGGAUAUGAUGAACCUGGAAAGCAAACAAUACUUUUUUUAAAUUGUCUCAUUAUCUACCGUAAUUAACACAAGUCAACUGUCGAUAACGAUAAAGGUAAUACAAAAAUACAAAGUAACGUCAUUUCACAAUUAUGUAAAUCAAUUCAGCAACCUUGAUCACAGUCUUCUUAAGUUUUGAUGAUAAGAAAGGGGGACCCAACGUCGCAAAUAAACUAGAGGGCGAGGUUUCUUCCCCGUGCCUUUACAUUUAAUACAGUAUGAAUAGAACCUACCUCAUUUGCAGUGACUGGUUUAGGAACUGCUUUGUUGCUGAAUUUCACAGUAAAUUUUUUAAACUCAGCAUCAUUUGAUGUUAUACUGAGAAUUUUUCUGCCACUGAUUCCCGCAUAUCCGUUCUCGGCUCUGUUUCUUAGUUUUUUAUAUCCAGCGGACUUACUUUUUUUGAAUGUUUUCGCUACCACUUUAUUUAAUUCACUUUUUUUCAAAACUCGUUUACCUUUAUCAAUUCGAAUCUAUUUUCAGAUCAUUUUUUAAUCUCCAGUAUUUGAUGUACGCGCUUCUGUGAGUGGCAGUCCUGUCUUUCACUGGGAUUUUGGAUUGUCCAUCGUUCAUUAUUACCUCCGCUAUUAUCUCAUACAUGUCUGGUCCAAAAACUAUUCCUAAAAUCAAAAUCCGUUAAAUUAAGUAUAUGCCGAUUUCCAAAAUUAUAUCCUAUCCAGUCUCGCCCAAAAAACCAAGUGUAUUUGAUGUAAGUAAUAAAUUAUCUUUUAUGUUAAUAAUAUGCUAUAAACCUCUCUAUAACCUGCUACAACACAACUAACUUUAUCAAAACUCACAACAGCUUGAUGAUUAUUAUUUAGAAGUUAUUUCAUUGUUUUGAGACCUUGAUAAUAAUGGUGAUGCGUGUCGCUGCAGAACUCAUGAGAGAAUACUAGCUGGUGAUGAUAAAAUUUUCGAAAAUACAAAUACAAAAAAACAUAACACUUUUACUCAUUUUUUACUUUUUUACUUUUACUUGUUUUCUGAGUUUUCUUUUUUCCAAAAAAAAAUCCAACUGCAGCUAUAAUAUUUUAAUAUACUUUACCACGUGUACAAUGUACCUGCAAGCAUAUAUUCACUUUAUCAUUUUUACUAACUUCCAAUUCGAGUACCCUUUCAGUGUGCUUCGUUUUGAAUUUAUAUCGUGCAACCUCCUUUUUUCUAUGGGAGCGUCUGAAAGGCUAUUGAUGAGCAAAAUAAACCAAAAAUUACAAAGUGGGGCAAGACAUUAUUACAAAGUGGGGCAGCUCAGAAAAUUACAAAGUGGGGCAACGAUGAAUUACAAAGUGGGGCAGCUCCGGAAUUAUAAAGUGGGGCAAAAGUUAUUACAAAGUGGGGCAGGUAUUAAAAACUGAGGCAAUAUAAUUACAAAGUGGGGCAGAUAUUACAAAGUGGGGCAAUUAUUACAAAGUGGGGCAUAACAGAGUUCUUUCCUUGAUACGUUUCGACAGCUACAGCUGUCAACGACGGGCAAUGAUCGUAAUCAUCUUUGGCUGUUCAUUAUUUGAAGAGAUAAUUAGAGGAUCGAAAUUAACCAAUCAGAACAAAACCAAUCGUUUUUCUAAAAAGUAUAGACGGUAAUACUUAUUUCAAUAGUAUUUCCUAUCAACUUCCACAAAUAUGGUUACCCGAACUUCGGAAAGCGAACAUUUAGGAAAAGGUGCAAAAAAUGGUUCGGGACAAACGUAACAAAAAAGCGAACUUUUAGAAA